AUGGUCCACUUCGCCAAUCUAUCCACACUCUUCCUCCCCUUCGUGGCCGUUAGCCUGCUGCUGAGCCAAGUUGGCGCCGAGGCCACCCAGCACUUCUCCUUCGCAAGAUGGGUAGACGAUAUCAGCGCCAACCCUGACACCGCUCUCUCCCCCGAGCAAGCAUGGCAGGCGUACCUCGAUUCAGCAGCGGGCAAGGACAGCGGUACUUCGCCUGCUCCUGGGCCGGAAAAGCGUUGGGAUAGCCAGGUGACGUGUAGAGAUAAGAACAGAGGGAAGGAGGCCGAGGCUGUUUAUUGUAUCAAGAUCUUGCAUGCUACGGUCAACUAUAUCCGUGCCAUACGUCUCCCGGCGAAUAAUAUGAUUAUCGCUCCGUACAUUACGGCCGGAACAGACUUGGGUGAGGAUGAGACGAAGUUGCCUACUUGUGAGAGUGUCGCCCAGACCGUUGGUGUCAUCUUGGACACAUGCACACGUGAAUCUGACAAAACGGUUUCGGGAUGGCGAGAAAAGGAGCUGACUGGUCUUAAGGUAGGGGUCAGCGUUAUCGCAGCCCAAACGUUCAUGAUUGAAUGA
This is a messenger RNA of Neurospora tetraspora, 573 nucleotides long. RefSeq lists its product as uncharacterized. NCBI's taxonomy places the organism in Eukaryota, Fungi, Ascomycota, Sordariomycetes, Sordariales, Sordariaceae. The coding region runs from base 1 to 573 and encodes 190 amino acids. The transcript has 4 exons. The record is from RefSeq and is a predicted model, not a curated record.